Messenger RNA from Paraglomus occultum, 248 nucleotides. NCBI's taxonomy places the organism in Eukaryota, Fungi, Glomeromycota, Glomeromycetes, Paraglomerales, Paraglomeraceae. The record is from the annotation of a GenBank genome assembly.
AUGUUACAAGAGGCAGUAAAUGAUAGAGAAAAUGGACUUUUAGAGAAAAUUAUCCAAUUAGAAGCAGAAUUAGCAGACUUCAAAGAAGUAAAAAAAAGAUUAGAAAAAGAAGCGGUUGAGAAAAUAAGACAAGGGAAAACAGUAGAUAGUAAAGCAAUAGUAGACUUAAAACAAGCCAAGGAAAGAAUAAACGAAUUAGAAUACCAGAUAAUAGAACUAGAACAAAAUAGGGACGAUUUUAGAAAUUU